CACAUGCUCAAGAGGAGCCAUUUUUCCACCCCUUUUCAUGCUCAAGCUUUUGAACUACUGCGCACACACCAAACCUCAUGGACCAAGUCUCAAGUACACUUGGAAUUCCUGGAGAGUUCUCUACACAAGUCAGUAGUGGAAUACCCGUGGAAAUUGUUGACCCAGAAAAUCAAAAUGUUGGUCGGCAAAAUGUUUCAACUGAAGACAUGGACAUUAGCAUUGACUCAGAACAGAAAUUGGACAGUACACAUCUCUCCAUGGUCUCACAAACUGCCUUGAACAUUUCCUCACUUAGUUCCUCACCUGCUGUGAGGUCCACGCUUCAAUCGUCGGCUACUCCAUUGAAAUUGGCCGCCAGUGGCUUAAGAGUCCAUUCGUCGACACAGUCUACCCUCGACACAUUGUCCAAUACUGAUGCUUUGGAGAUCUCUGCGGAUGCCAUUCCUACUCUCGGUGAUAACUUGGGAAUCGAUACCAGUAGUACUAGCCUUUCAAUGAGCACACCUCGACAGAUGAUUGGAAAAUUUGGAAUCCGACUCAGUCCGAAUUCAAUGCUUAACGAUCCAUCACCGACAAGCUCUGAAGAUGAAUUCGAUUCGACCGAUUUGCUCAACCAGAAUUUAAUGCAGCAUGCACAAGACGAAGUGACGCAGAGACUUGCCCAAGCUGGGCCCAUUGGAGUAGCUGCAGCAGCUGCUAUUUUAUCAAGCAGGAAAAGAAAACGUGCUCACAGUUUUGAAACGAAUCCAUCGGUUCGAAAACGACAUUGCUCCAAACUCACAAAAAAACUCAAAGAGACUAUUGAAGAACUAACCUCCCGUGUUGGUCUACAAGCCUGUAUAGUGACGUUCCGUCCUGGCAGGCCCGAAUCGAAACAAGACGCCCUCUUCAAAGUGUACGGGGCAGCCCCUCUAAGUACGAUCAUUAAUGACCUACAACCAACCAUUGUUUCCCAGAUGAACACCACCCUUCACACGCAGACCCCGCAAACUAUCCACGCCAAAACUUCAGGCGAACCACUCCACGAACUACCCUCCCUCGUCUUUGAUGGGAUCCCUACUCCAGUUCACAAAAUGACUCAGGCUCAAUUGCGAACCUUCAUUCCAGUUAUGUUAAAAUCCUCCACAGGCCGAGGCAAGCCGGGAUGGGGCAAAGAUGCUGUUAAACCCGCAUGGUGGCCAGUUGAAGUUCCCUGGGCGAAUGUUCGAAGCGAUAUUCGAGUAGAUGCUCAAAAGAAAGCUUUGUCGUGGACUGAUGCUCUUCGUAGGAUCGUUCUCUCGUGUUACCUACACCAUGGACGUAUUGAUCUACUGCCUGAGUUCACUGUGGAACAUUUGCAACAGCUGCUGUCCCCUGAGGCUGCUCAGCAACUACAGCAACACCUUGAGACUCUUCAACAGCAGCAACAACAAACCCCCGAAGGUGCUGAUAUCCUUACGGCUGGCGGGCCUGUUGCCGUGGGAACGAGUCCGAUUGAUGUAGAGUCCGGAACUCCACAAAUGGCGGCGAGCACCAGUCAACAGGUGUUUACCGUCGACACUGGAAUGGGUAAUUGUGACUCUUCGGGGAUGCCCACUCUAGCUGAUGCCAGCCUGGCAGAGACUGCCUCUCGACUACAACAGGUUGCUGAUGAGACUGGCGAGGUGCAGUACGCUACUCAGACAGUCACAGUCACCGAUCGUGAUGCCAAAGCUCUCGGACAACCUGUCGGCUCUACCACAACCGUCCUCCUUACUGCCUACCCCGGGGGACACAAUGGAAACAACGCCACACACGCAGAGGAAGGUGUUUUGGCUAAUCCCCAAGACCCGACAGCUAGUGGCUCAUUUUUAACCACGCAAGCUACUCCCGGAGCUGGUAACCCACCGAAUAUUCAAGUGGUUUACAGCGCAUCUGGCGUGGACGGUGCUAUCUCCACCCCACAGACCAACUCUGAAUCCUUCCCGACAUCGACUGCUGAUUCGAACGUUACAAACGCCGCUAUGCAAGUGUCAGCUGCUAACGAAUAUCUCACGGCAGCGGCAAGUCAAGAACUACUGGAGGCUACUUCGAAUAUCAGCACGAUUCCCAAUCGAGGCGAUGAUGGAUCCACGGACUUGGCAGCACAGUUGAUAAACCAAUACACUGCUGGCGUUGUUGCAAGUGAUACGGGAUUCGGGAAUAAGAGAGGAAGUGAACAAAAUCUAAUUGGCUCUACUUCUGCUGAGCUUGCACCUUUGGAGGGAGAUGGUGCUAAAACGUCAGAAACGUGAAAAUGUGGACUUCAUUACAACACAUGGACAUUAGCUAUGACUAGUAGAAAAUUGUAGUGCAUAGUACAUACAUUUUUGUUAUUUGUACAGUACAAUAGUUGUUUCUUUACUGCCUUGUUAUUCAUGGAUACAUUAUGGGCUACUUUUAAUUUAAUUAAGAUGAGUCAUCAAUAA
Halichondria panicea is the source of this 2426-nucleotide messenger RNA. Its product is annotated as DNA-binding protein P3A2-like. Gene Ontology annotation, molecular function: DNA-binding transcription factor activity, RNA polymerase II-specific; RNA polymerase II cis-regulatory region sequence-specific DNA binding. The record is from RefSeq and is a predicted model, not a curated record. Gene Ontology annotation, cellular component: nucleus. The coding region runs from base 78 to 2252 and encodes 724 amino acids. Lineage: Eukaryota; Metazoa; Porifera; Demospongiae; Suberitida; Halichondriidae. Gene Ontology annotation, biological process: regulation of transcription by RNA polymerase II. The transcript has 3 exons.